Lotus japonicus is the source of this 1945-nucleotide messenger RNA. RefSeq names its product protein NRT1/ PTR FAMILY 6.3-like. NCBI's taxonomy places the organism in Eukaryota, Viridiplantae, Streptophyta, Magnoliopsida, Fabales, Fabaceae. The transcript has 5 exons. Gene Ontology annotation, cellular component: membrane. The record is from RefSeq and is a predicted model, not a curated record. The coding region runs from base 79 to 1857 and encodes 592 amino acids. Gene Ontology annotation, molecular function: nitrate transmembrane transporter activity. Gene Ontology annotation, biological process: transmembrane transport; response to nitrate.
CAACCCCCUUUGUGCCAUAAGCCCAUAACCCCAACCCGUCUCAAGGUACCAAUACUUCACUUCACCACUCACAUACAAAUGGGCACUCUCCCUCAGACACAGGAGCAAACCAUCCAAGAUGCUUGGGACUAUAAGGGUCGUCCAGCAGAGAGGUCCAAAACUGGUGGUUGGACUUCAGCCGCCAUGAUCUUAGGAAUAGAAGGAUGCGAAAGGUUAACAACACUCGGCAUCGCCGUCAAUUUGGUCACAUACCUCACCGGUACCAUGCAUUUGGGCAAUGCUUCCUCUGCCAAUGUUGUCACCAACUUCAUGGGAACCUCUUUCAUGCUCUGUCUCUUCGGUGGCUUUCUAGCUGACACUUUUAUCGGAAGAUACCUCACUGCAGCCAUUUUUGCAACUGUUCAAGCAACGGGUGUUACAAUCUUAACGAUAUCAACCAUAAUCCCGAGCCUGCAUCCUCCUCGAUGCACAGUGGGCACGUCAAAAUCUUGCGAGCCUGCAAGCACCACGCAGCUAAUGCUUCUCUAUUUAGCUCUCUAUACAAUAGCUCUUGGCACCGGUGGUGUGAAAUCGAGUGUCUCAGGAUUUGGUUCAGACCAGUUCGAUGAAACAGACGAAGGGGAGAAGAAACAGAUGGUGAAGUUCUUCAACUGGUUCUUCUUCUUCAUAAGCUUAGGGUCUCUUGCUGCGGUGACGAUUCUGGUAUACAUUCAGGAUCAUUUAGGCAGGGAUUGGGGUUAUGGGAUAUGCGCCACGACGAUUCUGGUGUUCCUUGUGGUGUUCUUGGCGGGGACGAGGAGGUACCGGUUCAAGAAACUGGCGGGGAGCCCGCUGACUCAGAUUGCGGUGGUGUAUGUGGCGGCUUGGAGGAAGCGGCGGUUGGAACUGCCGUCUGAUCCGUCGUUGCUGUUCAACGUUGAUGACAUGGAGGAUGAGACGCUCAGGAAGAAGAAGCAGAUGUUGCCGCAUAGCAAGCAGUUCAGAUUCUUGGACAAAGCAGCAAUAAAGGAUCCAAAAACAGACGGCGAAAUCAGAGGGGAGAGGAAGUGGUAUCUAUCAACCUUAACAGAUGUGGAAGAAGUGAAACUGAUCCAAAGAAUGCUUCCCAUAUGGGCCACCACCAUCAUGUUCUGGACAGUAUACGCCCAAAUGACAACCUUCUCCGUCGCACAAGCCACCACCCUCGACCGCCACAUUGGAAAAUCAUUCAAGAUCCCAGCGGCAUCCCUAACCUUAUUCUUCGUCGGAAGCAUCCUCCUAACUGUUCCCGUCUACGACCGCAUCAUCGUCCCCAUCACGAAAAGACUCCUCAAGAACCCCCAAGGGCUGACCCCGUUGCAGCGCAUCGGGGUCGGAUUAGUUUUCUCAAUCUUCGCCAUGGUGGCAGCAGCAUUGACCGAAAUCAAGCGCCUACACGUGGCGCAUGCGCAUGGUUUGGUGGGACAGCCAGACUUAGUGCUUCCUAUGAGCGUGUUCUGGCUGGUCCCACAAUUCUUCUUUGUGGGGUCAGGAGAGGCGUUCACUUACAUAGGACAGUUGGACUUCUUCCUAAGGGAAUGUCCCAAAGGGAUGAAAACCAUGAGCACUGGUUUGUUUCUAAGCACACUCUCGUUGGGGUUUUUCUUUAGUUCCAUGUUGGUGACACUGGUGCACAAGAUGACGGGGCACCGCCAGGGUUGGCUUGCGGAUAACCUUAAUCAAGGGAAGCUUGAUGAUUUCUAUUGGCUCUUGGCGGUUCUGAGUGGUGUGAAUUUGGUGGUGUUUUUGUUUUGUGCUAAGUGGUAUGUGUACAAGGACAAAAGGCUUGCUCAGGAGGGCAUAGAGUUGGAGGAUCAAGACACUGCUGGCCAUGCAUAGUUUUUUUCUUUCUCAGUAGUGAACUGUAACAAAAUUGAAUAAUGUAUCUUCUAGUUUUCAAAUAAUAUUAAAUAGUUUUUAUGAAGAA